CAACAAACCCACCACCGAAGAAGUCAAGGUCUGGUCUCAGUCAUUUGACAAGUUGAUGAAAACCCCAGCUGGCAGGAACGUGUUUCGGGAGUUCUUACGGACUGAAUACAGCGAGGAAAAUAUGCUCUUUUGGUUAGCUUGCGAGGAGCUCAAAAGCAAAUGCAACAAGCGAGACAUCGACGAGAAAGCACGAGAAAUCUAUGAAGAUUACAUCUCCAUCCUUUCUCCCAAGGAGGUCAGCUUGGACUCCCGUGUCCGCGAAGGCAUCAACCGCAAGAUGCAGGAGCCCUCUUUGCACACCUUCGACGAUGCGCAGCUACAGAUUUACACGCUUAUGCAUAGAGACUCCUACCCCCGUUUUCUGAACUCUGCCAUAUACAAAGCUCUCCUCCAGAGUGUCUCUCGGUCAUCUUCGGAGUCUUAAGCCCUUCUGUACCAUUGAUAGAGACACCAAGUGAAGGAUACAACAGGUGUUACUGGUUUUUCCCCUCCCCACUCUUCUUUAAAAAAAAAAAUCUCCCAAAUGAGCUUACAGAACAAAAUAGACUGAAGACAUAACCCAGCUGAGUUCUGAACACAGACAAUAGUCCUGUCAUUGGAAAGGUGACUCCACAACUUUCUGCCCGCUUCUCUUCCGUCAGAAAAGGGCCGGUGCCAGCCGCCAUCAAGAACUCCAAACUCGGGCUUCUACUUCCAUUACAGAAUGUGGGCCUAGAGAUGGAGAAUGCAGAACGGAGCAAGUAACCAGCAACGGACUGGGAUCUAGACCUCUGGGGUCACAUAGCAGAAGAAACAGGCCAAAGCCCAUAUCUCCUGGAUGUUUUGAUCUCACUCUUGGAUUUGUGUUUUUGUUUGUUUUUUUAAAUUCCUUCCAUGUUGAUUAAGAAUGAUUUCCAUGCUGUCCUUGUAGAUGCAACGAUCUUGGACAUUUGGCGUGGAAACUGCGGUUAGAGCAAUGUUUAUGAAAUUAAGAGAACUUCAGAUGUUAUAAAAAGUAUGU
Molecule: messenger RNA, 1000 nt
Organism: Thamnophis sirtalis
Lineage: Eukaryota; Metazoa; Chordata; Lepidosauria; Squamata; Natricidae
Source: RefSeq, a predicted model, not a curated record